UACGCGAAGCCAUGUUUUAUCUGCAUCACGACGUUGUUACAAGAUGGCCACUUACCAUGUCAGCAGCACACGAAGCUGUAUUCAUCCUUCGACGGUCUUACUUUUCUCGUGGAUUACAGGGAUGAGACGGUUCUUAGAAUUGUUACACUGUAGCGAGACGCGGCUUUAGUUUCCACACAAUUAUUUGUUUCAACAUGACCUUUGAUCUCUUGAUGCCAACAGUCAUUCGGUUCAAGUAAAUGAACCAGACACCGCCAAAAACCAGCAUGAUGAUAAAACUGCUGUUGCUACUCACCACAUUUUGGAGGGAAAACAACGUUGAUUCCCAGGGUUGCAAAUUUCCAAUCUCAAGUUUCAUUGUUUGCUAUUUUUGCAAUCAAGAAAAAUGUAGAACAACAAAUACUAUUAAAAAUAAGUUUUCAUAUUGUUGUAAAAUUAAUUAUUAUGUUUUUUUAUUAACUUCUUGUGACAAAUAGCUUUUUUCAAAAUUUCGUAAACCAGCCAACAACCCCGGAAAUGCAGAAACGUUUUGGGAAACUUCUUCAUUGGAAAACCCCAAAAACUUUCAGUUUACGCGUUUUGGCUAAUGGCGUAGAUGUCCAGCCUUCUUUAUCUUUGCACGUGUGUUAAUGGCCACUUGUUGACUAAUCUGCAAAUAACCCAUGUCUACUGAUGCAUUCAGGUUAGUGACUCCCUUCCGCAAUGUUCUUUAUCACAUCAAAACAGUUGCUGUGCGAAAUGGUUUCGUUCUCGUAUCAUGUCUCGUGUAGUCCCAGAUGGUGAUGCCGGAUGACUUGUGUUAGUGCUUAUUUUAACGGUGGAAUAGUUUUCAAGAGAAUCUCUCACCUACCAUAGUUUAUUGCACCGUCAUUGUGUAGUGUAUGUUCUCGUUUUCAUGACUCGGGCCCAACAACUACAAUUCACUGAGAAUUAUGGGGUCUCAUCAGUCAUCGAUCACGUGCAACAUAAUCUAGCUCGAGGUACCGGCGUACCACAUUCUGCUUUUCAACAGAUAAGAACUGCUUCGUUACAAUUCCAUUAUUCAUUUGAACUACUACUAUGCUGCGUUUAUAUACAAGCAUGUAAAGACUAGACAGUGUUAGGGAAACCCAACGACUCCUGUAUAUCCGUCAAACGGGGAGUGGGGCUUCCUCUUGUCUUUCAACAUUAAACAAUGGAAGAUGGCAACAUGGAUCAGAAGAAAACCUUCUAAAUCCACCCUCGAUUUUCACCUGUCAGCACAAACAGUCACGUAGGCAAAGUGUAGCAUUAAUUGUUGAUUAUCAUCAUGCACGAACCACUACAGCGCGAUUACAUCGAAGUUAGCACGUCGUCUUACCAACGAUCCCUAGAAUCGCACCGCCGUUGGAGACUAUGCCUGUGGAUUGGACUUGGUUCGACCGCCAUCGUUUGUUCCAUUCUGUUGACCUUGCUCAUAGUUGGUUCUCAACAGCCUCGUGUAGAAUUUAGUACCACAGAGGUCGGAAACACUCCGUUGUUGAGUCUGUCUUUCCCUAUUAAAGAAAGAAGCCACCAGAGGGGACAAUCUAACUUUACCAUCCGGCCGGAAAUGGUGUACGAAAGUAUGGCAGAGGCCCGAGAGGAGUUCAAAAGCCGGAAAGCACUGGAGGAGCAGCUCUUCCAUCAGCAGGUUAAUAGAACCGAACAAACCGCUUCCUCCUACCACCAGCAGGUCACCACACUCAGUCCUGAAAUGCGCAACGUUAGCGAUUCGGCCGUGUUGGCUGAAACUUCCGUCCGCAUCUUGCUGGAAAAAGAGCAGAUACCCAUCGAAGAACUCCAAUCCGUUGACGCUAGUCCACUUCUCAAAGAAUGGGUCCAUUGCUCUGUCACGCCCGUCAAGAAAAAUUGUCGCCCUGGUGACAAGUUUCGGACUCUUGACGGCUCAUGCAAUAAUUUGCAUGCUCCCGAAAAAGGAGCGACUCUACAGCCGUUCCGCCGCAUCCUCCCGCCUGUCUAUGAUGAUGGAUAUUCAUCUCCGAGAACGAAGUCCGUCUUGGGGAACGACCAGUUCUUGCUGUCUGCCAGAGAAAUCAGUCGCCGUUUCACCGACAAUGCAGAGCCAGUUGCCAUUGAAACCAAGCUGUCAAUGCUGUUUCUCACGUGGGGCCAAUUUCUCGAUCAUGAUAUGACAAACACUGGAUCCUCAAAAGGAGAAAAUGGAAGUGCCAUCACUUGUUGCGGCCAGCGCAAGCAACAUCCAGAAUGCUUUCCAAUUCAAGUUGAUAAAACUGACCCGUUUUACGCAGACAAAGGCGUCCAUUGUCUAGAUUUCGUCCGCUCAGCACCAGCCCCCCAAUGCAGAAUAAAUGGAAGAGAGCAGUUCAACCAAGCCUCCGCUUACAUUGAUGGUUCCAUGAUUUACGCAACCACUCGUCUUGAGGCAGAUAUCAGAUUAAGGGCUCACAUUAAUGGCAAUAUGAGGGGUCGACUCUAUCAAGAUGGACGCUGGAUGCUUCCCAUUUCUGCCGAGCCAAAAGACGGAUGCAAUAGGGAUGAGCUUAUCAAACAAAGCCGUUACUGUUUCAAAGCGGGUGAUGGAAGGGUGAACGAACAAAUCGGAUUAACUGCUAUGCAUACUGUUUGGAUGCGUGAGCACAACCGAAUCGCCAAUGAAUUAGCCGAUAUGAACAAACAUUGGGAUGACACACGUAUUUAUGAAGAGACCAGGCGCAUUGUUAUUGCUCAACUGCAGCACAUCAGCUAUAACGAAUUCGUGCCUCUGCUAAUUGGGGAAAAAUUGGCUGAGCAUUUGAAAUUGCGACCACUUGUUAGCGACUACGACAGCAGUUACAAUAAGGAAAUUGACGCGGGAAUUUCCAAUGAAUUUGCUACAGCGGCGUACCGUUUCGGUCACAGCAUGUUACAGGGACUAGUGGAACUUUAUGGAGCACAGGGGCGUAACGUCGAUUACAUGCAAUUCACGAGAAUUCUUUUCAAUCCGUUUGCCUUGUGGGAUUUCGGCAAAUUAGACGCAGUAGUACGAGGCAAUGCCCAGCAGUGUCCUAGAAAAUUAGACACGUCAUUCUCCACUCAAGUUACCAACCACUUGUUUCAACCAGAAAAAUCACAUCAUGGCUUUGAUUUGUUUGCACUAAAUAUACAAAGAGGGAGAGAUCAUGGCCUAGCACCGUAUAACCAGUGGCGUGAGUUAUGCAAUCUUUCGCCCGUAAAUGACUGGCCCAGUUUAGAGAAGGAAAUGCGGGCAUCUUCUUUUGUCGUUAUCAAACAAAUUUAUCAAGAUGUUAAGGACAUCGAUCUCUACGUCGGAAUCCUGGCCGAGAAUCCUCUACUGGACGGUAUUCUUGGUCCUGUUGGUAGUUGUAUUAUUGCCGACCAAUUCCUGCGUUCAAAAGUUGGAGAUCGUUUCUGGUACGAAACCGACGAUUCUGCCAUCCGUUUCACAUCUGAUCAACUGAAGGAGAUCCGUAAGACAACUCUAGCUAGAGUGUUGUGCGACAAUGGUGAUGCGAUGGACGCCAUUCAGUUGAAAUCAAUGGAGAUUGUAAGUGAAUCCAAUCCAAGGAAACGUUGCGCUGGUGACGAUAUACCGUUAAUGGAUCUAUCCAGCUGGGAGGAUGGAUUGUUUUCUCUUUCUGUCUGAAGUUAAUCUCAUCAACUUAGUUUGUAGAAAGGCAUGGUUUUACAAGUUGACUUGAAACGGACUGGAAAAAUAUUCAACUCCAUUUUUGCCAAAUCUCCAAUUAUUUUAGAACAAAAACAGUGAUGUAUUUCAAAAGCCGUUUAUUAUAGUAUUGCCGUUGCACUACAUAAUUCGUUUUUAGUCAAAUGAAUUAAAGAGGAAAAAAAUGUAAGUUGUAUUAAUAACGGCCGUAGACUCCGUAUCUGCGUCCGUACACAAGGCCAUGUCCGAUAUCGAAUCGUCCAUAUACGCCUCUAUAUAAGAAGUGUAUUGGCAAUUAAUUAAUAGUUAAUGGUAACAAAUAUUUUAAUUUAUUUCUUACAUCAAGCUAAGAAUCCAAACGGCAACCAGUACAUCAUUGUUUCAGUACUACACUAUAGAGCACAGACUUACACGAAUAAGAAACCUACUAUUCCUACUCCGAGACGCCCUACCCGCACUUGUGUUAGGCACAGUAAGGAAGUAGAAGUAAAAAGAGGUGCAAGUAUUGAACUGGAAUGGCUUUUACAUCAUUGAUAAAAGAAACACUUAGCUUUUUUUCACACCCAAUAUGUAGAGAAAUAAUAGGAUCAUGCAUCUGUUUUCUUUGAUAAACGACCUUGGUCACAAUGCUACAUUACAUUGCUCGCAAUGUUCACAAAGUGAUAAAAAUGGGACAGUUAUUGAAAUUCUUUAAACAAUGACAAAUUUUUAUUUUCGGCCUGACACUUCUGCCUCUGCCCAGCAAAAUAAGGCAGACCUACAUCCAUUAACGUAGUCAACUGAAUCAUUGAUGGGCAAAAGCAUGACGUACGUAUGUUUGAAUUCGCAAUUAUUAAGAGAAAAAAUUUACAGUGCAAUGGAAAUCAGCGUAAUUUCUAAUGGGCUGUAAGCCUGGUCGGCCUUCGGCCUGGUACUUCAUUAUUCCGUAUUGGAUAUUUUUUCGUUGACGGCAACAUGGGAUACCAGUCAUACCCCUGCGAAUCACCCAAAAUCAGCUGAGAGCUAAACUGAAGUUACAGUUUUUGUGGCUACAGAUAUAGUCAUAUGACUCUAGUUGGACCACGUGCCUGUUUGUAAUCCUGAAAUCGCAAGUUGAAAAGACCUGAUAAAUACUUGAUUGUCAAAGAAUAAUGCAGUGAAACUGACACUAGAACAAACAAGUAAGUCAUUGCCAAUGAAUAGACUAUUUCAAGUACACUAAAAUUUAAUUUAAGAUCAAUUUUCAAUCCAUCCAAUUAAUACAUCUGCAGUGCCAGGGUAAACUUCAUGGUUGAGUAUAGCAUGAUUGAGUAAUGGGGUGCAAUGAAAGCAACAAGCCCAUGUUGAAAGUUGCAUCUUGCAUAUGUUUACAAUUUUGAUUCCUCCGUAACACCCAUCUGAUGUGGAAAGUCUGAUAUGUGAUUUGUUUAUUGGCUGAAAAAGGCAAUCAACCACCCAUAUUUACAUAUACAUUUGUUUUGAGAGGAUGAUGAGGAUGUAAGUCCAUUUUGAUUGCUUGGAUUUGAAACUCCCAGCUUUUUGUGUUGCCUAUUUCAAGACAGCAAUAAUAACCCCCCCAAAAAAUGUGCAAAACGUUCUCAUCUGUUCUUUUCCAUGAAAAGGGAAGGGAAACUUAAUAAUAAUUAAUCUACUGCUGAAGUACCUCUGGUAAUUCUGUACAACUGAAUCAGCUCUAGUUGGAUAUGACAUUACUUUGUGUACAUAAGAGUUCCGCUUCCCUGUGCUGCAUCUAUGUGCAUCCAUAGAACGAAUUCUUGACAUAUCCCAGCGAUCUCAUCAAGGAGAUCUGUAGAGCCUACUACGGUAGUUGCUGUGGCUAGGAACAAUAAAAAGUGUCAAUAGCUGGCAAGAUUUUGAUACUGCUAAUUAUAUUCACCGGCUGUGGCUGAUACCAUAGAUGUAUCCUCAUCCACUAAGAAAGAUUGGAUGUGCCUGUUCCUUAGAAGAAGCAAGUUUUCUUGUUUGAAUAAUCGGCAUCUUUGGACGUCAAAACCACUAGGCGACGUGAUGCAAUCGCUUUUUCCUUAAAUCUCGACAAAAUCUGAG
This is a messenger RNA of Daphnia magna, 5692 nucleotides long. RefSeq names its product peroxidase. The record is from RefSeq and is a predicted model, not a curated record. Gene Ontology annotation, molecular function: peroxidase activity; heme binding. Gene Ontology annotation, biological process: response to oxidative stress. Lineage: Eukaryota; Metazoa; Arthropoda; Branchiopoda; Diplostraca; Daphniidae.